UGUAUGUAAUCUGUGGCUGUAAGUCUGCAUACAGUCCCGAGAGAAGAGGAGGCGGAUACACAACAUGGCGGCUCCGGGAAAACAGUAUGGACUAAUUUUACCCAAGAAAAUUCAACAGAGACCGGUUCUUUUAAAGAAACCAUCUGUGUUUGCUGAUGACUCUGAUGAGGAGGUCUCAGUGGCAAAGAGUCUUCAGAAGGAAGAGAUUAAGAAAAAACUAAUGAAACAGACCAAGCUUGAGAUGCAUAAAGCCUUGGAGGAAGAUGCAACAGUUUAUGAAUAUGAUAGCAUUUAUGAUGAAAUUCAGCAGAAGAAGGCAGAAGACAGUAGCAGACUUCUGGCAGGACAAGAUAAAAAGCCCAAGUAUAUCGCAAGUCUGAUGAAAGCAGUUGAGAUAAGAAAAAAGGAGCAGGAAAAGCGGAUGGAAAAAAAGAUACAGAAGGAGAGAGAGUCAGAAGAUGGUCAGUUUGAUGACAAAGAAGCAUUUGUAACAUCAGCUUACAAAGCAAAACUACAGGAAAGAGUGGAGGAAGAGGAGCGGGAACGGAAAGAGGCAGUACUAGAAGCUGCAUUGGAUGUGACCAAACAGAGGGACCUGAGCGGUUUUUACAGGCAUCUCUUAAAUCAGACUGUGGGUGAGGAGAAGACCCCAGAGUGCAGCCUCCGGGGAGCAGGAGUAAAAGAAAAGGAGUCCAGCGUUUGUUCUGCUGAAGUUUUCAGUAGUGACAACAAGGAAAAGCUAAAAAAUGAAAAGAAUAGGUCUGAGACACCAGAGCCUGCACUGGAAAAUUUAGAUGCUGAUAGUGAUUUUGAAAUUGAUAGUGAUGAUGAAGAAGAACAAUCUAAAAGUAAAAAGAAAUUGUGUUCUAAAGAUAGAGGGAAUGAAGAACAUUCUGAUGGUAGUGAAGCUGAUACAAACAAGCAUGGAACCCAAAAGCAGGCAUCCUCACGAGGAUCUUCUAGUGAUGAUCAAAGAGACCAUCUUCAGAGGGACAACCAAAAGGCAGCAGAGUUAAAGAAUGAACAGGACAGCAGUCUAAGAAAUAAGGAAAGCUCUGGCUAUAAAGAUAAACAUAAGGCAGAAAAAUAUAAAGACAGUGAAUAUGAAAGAGGGACAGAUACAUAUAAAUCAAGUAGGGACAGAGAAAGGGAAAGUAGACAGAGGGAGAGGGACUAUGAGAUAAAGGACAAAAAUAAGGACGAACAAGAAAACAGAUCAAAAGAUAAAGAGAAAAAAUAUAAAGAACAUAGAAGAGAAAAGGAAAGAGAAGAAAGAUAUAUGGACAAAAGACUGGAAAGACAAGCAGAAGACAAACAUGAUAAGUAUAGUGAAAGGGGACAAGAGAAAAGCAGAUCCAGUCUGACAGAUGGUCGUACGCAAGAGAAAAACAGAGAGGAGAAGCCUGAAGAAAAUGAAAAAAGAAACAAUGACAGUCUUAGGAGGGAUAGUAAGUCCGCUACAACUGAGAAAGAAAGGCAUAAGGACUCCACUAGACCAUCAGAAAAAGAAAAGCAUAGAGAUUCUGUUGGAUCUUCAGAGCUGAAACAUAAAGUUGCUCCUGAAAAAGAAGAUGAAGAUGUGUCCUCUGGGUCAACCAAAAGCCAGCCCAGUAAAUUUAGUAAGCGCAGCACUGAGGAGACUGUGAUGACUGCAAGGGAACGCUUCUUUGCCAGGCAACUUUCCCGCUUGGCAAACAAAUCUUAUAUUGAGAAGGAGGAGGACUAGAUGCUCUUGUUCAUUUUUUCCAGUACUGUAGAAAGUUACAAUAUGGAUUGCUUUUCUUCACUUGAUUCUGGUCUGUUAAAUAAAAUCUGUUAAUUGUCAUCAUUAUCUGUACUGGCUUCAGUUCCAGAUACAGGGAGAGCAUCACAAUCUGAGAUGUUAUCAAAAGAGGCUGGGUAUUUCAGUGGCCUAACCAUAGCAUUUAAAUUGUUGAUUAAAAAACAAUAUAAUUGA
Molecule: messenger RNA, 1957 nt
Organism: Protopterus annectens (West African lungfish)
Lineage: Eukaryota; Metazoa; Chordata; Ceratodontiformes; Protopteridae
Gene: NSRP1
Product: nuclear speckle splicing regulatory protein 1
Exons: 7
Coding region: 65-1726 (553 amino acids)
Biological process (GO): regulation of alternative mRNA splicing, via spliceosome
Source: RefSeq, a predicted model, not a curated record